UUCAACAUAACCACAAAUUGAAUGUUUUUAAUUCAGUUGUAAUUCUGAGUUGAUUUUUACCAUUAUCCUUUUGAAAUAAACAAAUGUUAUUAUUUAUUCGCCUUUUUAAGAUGCAAAUGAAUGUGUCUUAGUAAUGCUAAACUUUCACUAAACUAACCUAACGAAAUGAAUCCUGGUAAAGAUAUUGGUUCACAAUCUGAAGAGGAGAAACCUUUGAUUUCUGUCAAUACAGCAGAGCUCUACUUUUUGAUACAAAAAUGGUUGUCAAAUGGUCCUUUACAAAAAACCACCCAAGUCCUCAUGAAGGAACUUGAAGAACAUAAUAUUUAUCAGAAAAGACUUGACUGGAUGGGAAAUGAACAUAACAGAUCCUUUGAAGAUAUGGAACAUCAAUUUCCUUUCAUUAGGCCCGAUUAUUUGCUCAAAAUAUGCAGUCACAUAGCAAAUACUUCAAGCAAAAACGCUUCUUCUCUCGCAAGUAAAAAUGUGAAGUCUAUGCUUAAGUUCAAGCCAAGAAAGCUCAGUGACAGUGAUCAUAAUUUCAAACAAUUAUCCACUAUAAUAACCAGACAUCAUGGUAUACCUGUGAGGGAUAAAAAUAUGAAAUCUAAUAUAGUAAAUAUUCUUAGAGGGAGAGAAAUAAUUGGUGCAAUACCUAGAAGUAAAUUUAUAAUGCCAAAAAUGUAUACAGCUCUACAAGUACAAAGAAGAACAUUGGGACAUCUGUCAGCAGUUUAUUGUUUAGUUUUUGAUUCUACUGGAAAAUAUAUUUUAACGGGCGCAGACGAUCUAUUGGUGAAACUCUGGUGUGCCAUCACCGGACGACUACUCAAAACCUUCAGGGGGGCUCAAUAUGAAAUUUCUGACAUUUCGGUUAACGUGGAAAACACCCUUUUAGCUGCAGGUUCCUUGGAUCAUAUAUUGAGGGUGUGGAGCUUACAAACUGGGGCACCAGUAGCUGUUUUGACGGGUCACACAGCAAUGAUAACUACAGUCAAUUUUUGUCAGUCCAGCUGUUGGAAUCUGAGAUAUUUGGUCAGUACCAGUUCGGACGGUGCUGUUGCCUUUUGGACAUAUUUCCAUGAGCCUAAUGGCAAAAUCACUUUCAAGACUAGUCCUACAAUGUAUCAAGAAAAAAUGCGUCCGGGUGGUGCCAAAAUGAUAUCGGCUGCCUUCAGUCCUGGGGGCUCGUUUUUGGCCACCGGUUCCGUGGACCACAACGUCAGGGUCUACUACAUGAAAGGGGACGAGGGUCCCCAGAGGAUAUUGGAGAGCGAACAACACACCGACAGGGUCGACUCUAUCGAGUGGGCUCAUUCGGGUAUACGCUUCAUUUCCGGAAGUAAAGAUGGCAGCGCUAUCGUGUGGUACUUCGAAGAUCAGCAGUGGAAGCACAUUUUUAUACACAUGAGUACGAGAUUGGACGGAUCGCUUCCGGUAGAAGACGCAAAGAAGCUGAAGGUGACAAUGGUGGCAUGGGACAUAACCGACGAGCUCUUCGUGACUGCCGUCAGCGACCACACCCUCAAGGUGUGGAACGCCCACAACGGUCAGCUGCAGAGGGUGCUGACCGGCCACACGGACGACUUCUUCGUGCUGGAAUGCCACCCCUACGACAGGGGCAUCAUGAUGUCGGCCGGCCACGACGGUCAGGUGUUCAUCUGGGACAUAUUCAAGGGGGAAAUCAUCACCAGGUUCAUAAACUCGAUAGAGGGUCAGGGCGUGGGCGCUAUUUAUGACGGCAAGUGGUCCCCAGACGGCACGAUGAUUGCUCUAUCCGACUCUCAUGGUCGCUUGAUCACCUUCGGAUUCGGACCUGGCAGUAAGACCUUGCAAAAGCUACCAACAGAACUCUUCUUCCACACAGACUAUCGUCCGUUAAUUAGAGAUUCCGAUCAGAAUGUUCUGGACGAACAGACUCAAGUAGCUCCGCAUCUGAUGCCACCACCUUUCUUGGUUGACAUUGACGGCAACCCUUAUCCGCCAAAUUUACAGAAGUUGGUGCCUGGCAGGGAAAACUGUGAUAGCGAACAGCUAGUCCCCAAUAUCGUUCUGUCAGUAGAAGGUGGUCAAGAAGUCCUUCAAGCUAUACCAGAGGACGUAUCAGCACCGGGUAGAGUAUUCGCUCAUACUGUAGAUAAUGGUAGGGCUCUUCACGUCAGAAAUAAUAAUAGAAGAAGUAGAGAUGGCGAAGGUCUUCGUCAGAGCAGUGGGGAGUGGCAACGUGAAAGUUGUAAAAAUUGGAGGGAUGUAUGUCUGAUCCCACCACUGAAACGGUCGGUCCUACUGAAGGCUCAAAGAGAUAUUGAGAAUAUUUCGCAAGCGGAAGUAGACGAGUAUCAUAAACAGCUGUGCUCUAGGCCGCACAUGAUCAAUACUUCUCUCCACAAUAGCGCAGCUAAAACGAACGAAGUUAAGAACACCAAGAGAAUUAUAAAGAAAACGCGGGUUAUCCCAGUUAUCACCUAUCAUCCAGAGACAUCAGAGGAAGAAGACGACUUGGACUACGAAGACUCUUCCGAAUAUUCCGAUUGGGUUCUGGAUGAGGGUGUCCAUCUGGAGCCGCCGAAACGUUCCAAGAGGCGGCAGGUCACUCACAGGUUCACCGAGGAAUCGGAGGACGACGAGGAGGAGGAGGUCCAGAGGCCUCAGACGGAGAGGAAGAGGGCGGCACCCCCUAGACCGGACGAACCGUCGACCUCCAGGGCGGCCGCAGAAAGUUCGGCGACUCCACCGCCAGCGCCUGCCAAAAAAUCGAACAAAGUUUCAAAGCCGCACGAGGUGCCUGAGAAAUAUAAGCCUAGCGAGUGGUUGUCGGAGACGAAACCGAGGAAAUCCCCGUAUUUUCCGCAGAUGGGGGACGUGCUGGUCUAUUUUGUGUACGGGCAUCAGUUGUACGUCGAUGCCGUUGUAACCAAAGAAAUUUACCCGAUUAACGUCAAGGAUUUGCCUUGGAAUAAGAUGCCUUUGAAGGAGUACGAAUUUGUGAAAAUAGUCGGUAUAAGGUACGAGAUCAAACCGCCGAGAGUUUGCUGCUUGAAGCUGGCGCUGUUGGACGCCGACGGGAAGGUGUCCGGGAGAUAUAUGACUGUUAAAUACCACGAUGUACCUGACGUUUUAGAUUUUUUCGUUCUCAAACAGUCCUACGAUAUUGCGGUGUCCAGAAAUUGGUCGGUUGGAGAUAAAUUUCGUUGUAUGAUAUACGAUGAAUGGUGGAUAGGGGAAAUAAUAUCGUCCUCCUUGGAAGAACAGCCAGAUUCUCCAUUUUUAUGUUACGAAAUAAAAUGGGACAACGGUGAGACGGAAAGGAUGAGUCCCUGGGAUUUGGAACCUGUAGACGAAAACAGGAUUCCAAAUCACCCCUCGGAGGCCGUUCCGGUGCUGGAAGAAGAGCUGAAGGCCAUAUUGUAUAAAUCCACACCCGAGGAUUGGAACAACACAGACGUAACUCUAGCCAACCAGAACAUAUUGGAGGGUUUAUCGAGGAUAAUGGAACUCGCCAUCGCCGAACCCUUCCUGGCGCCCGUGGACCUCAACAUUUACCCCUCCUACUCCUUCAUCAUCGAGUAUCCCAUCGAUUUAUCCACCAUAAGAUCCAGAUUCGAGUACAACUUCUACCGAAGAAUCACCGCAGCUCAAUUCGACAUAAGGUACUUGGCGUCCAACGCCGAGAAGUUCAAUGAGAAGCAUACGGUCAUCGUCAAAAAUGCGAGGAUACUGACGGAUCUCUGCCUCAAAGUGGUGAAGCAAUGUCACAUGAUCGUGGAUGUAUCGGAGAUGUAUAGAUCGAUGGUCGAGUCUUACAUCUCUUCCGAUAACGAAGUGGACGUUCUCAAUCUGCCGUCUACUUCUAGCGGUAGGCCGUCAAGGGCUAGAACGAGGGGAGCAGUGAACAACGUAGAGUGGAAGGCGGAUGCUCUUGCCUUUAUUAAUCAAAUUUGGGAUUCUCCAGAUUCCCUGCCUUUCAAACAACCUGUCAAUAAGUUCAGAUAUCCAGAUUAUUACGUCAUAAUCGAACAUCCGAUGGAUCUGAGCAAGGUGCGCGAAAAACUCGAGAAUGACGACUACGAGACUCCCUACGAUUUCAGCGACGACAUGAAGCUUAUAUUCUCGAACUCGAAAACUUACAAUACAAAUCCGAAAUCCAAGAUCUACUUAAUGACCGCCCGUCUGUCAUCCGCCUUCGACGAGUACCACAAGAAGGUCCUGGAGAAGUGCAACCAAGUCAGGCGGAAACAGGGAUACCUGAACGAGGCGCCGAGCGAGAGUUCGAGAUCCACCGACGAUUCGCAACCCGCCUGGAGGUCCUCCAGAGCGCCGAGGGACCCGCUGAGGCUGGACGACGAGGACUCCAUGUCCACCUCGUCCAACGACGAGACCAGCGACGACGACGACGAAGACAGCGACGAUUCCAUGCCGCUGAAUCACGUGGCCUCGAACCUGGCGUCGAAAUCGUCGCGGACGCGUUCGUCGCGCGGCAAAAAGUGCAAGACGCACGCGCGGACCCAGUUCACCGACUCGGACGAAAGUUUCAAGGUCGCCGCGAACUCAUCCAAGCCGCCCGAGACGAGCAGCAAUGAUUCCGUCACGUCGAGAUUGACGGAUAACGACAGUUCGGACAGUGACGACGAACCGAUAUCGACGUAUUGCAGGAGGCCAAAGAGGACGGUUAAAGCGCCGAAGUACGCGGAUUUGAACAGUUCGGACAGUGAGGCGGCCGCGGUGCUCAACCUGAACAGGAGCCAGCGGCUGAACCGUAAAAAACCACUUAAGUACGUGUCGGCGUCGGAAAGCGAGGAGGAGGACGACAGGAGGAAGAGACAGAAGAGCAACGGAGAAGAAGCGAGGUUCUUGACGACGAUCAGCAGUAGAGGGAGGAUCAGGAAGUUGACGCCUAGGGCGCAAGCUCUCAUGAAGAAAUAGUGUUCGUUUUAUCGAAGGAGUAGAGAAUUUCCUUGGUUCGAUUCCGGUUCCGUUCCGAAUUGAAAUAGGUUGAUUUUAUAAUUUGUACAUAGGUCGAAAAGGGUAAUCGAGAAUUUGUUGUUGAGUAUUUUUAAACUGAUCUUAUUGUUACGUGUAUUAUAGUAUUCCAUUAUUUAUUUAGGCAGUUUCGUAGUGAAAACGUCGACCAAUCGAUCGAGUAACCUCGGUUUUAUUUAUUUUGCGAGGGGUUACGUCGUGUUCCACCAAUUUUUUUGAUGCGUGUAUUAACACUGCCAAAAAAAAAACGUGAAAACUGGCCGGAAAUCUUAUAUUUUCAGUAUUUGCGAAGUAAUUCUGAAAUAAACGAAUAAGAACUGCUUUCGACCGUAAGCACUUAUUGAAAUUUACUCAAUUGAUUAACAACGACGACAAAUAUUGUGGAAUUUUACAUAUCCUGUAUCAUUCGUAAAUAAUUGUAAAUAUUUCUUCAAAUGAGGAUUUUUUUAUGGAAAUUCUCUAUUUUUUCACGUCCCCCGAAACAAUUGAAGACUUUGUUGCUAAAACUGCCAUUUUAGAACAUGUAGAUAAGUUUAAGCCAAAAAUAAAGUAAUUUUUCUAUA
Messenger RNA from Coccinella septempunctata (seven-spotted ladybird), 5543 nucleotides. RefSeq names its product bromodomain and WD repeat-containing protein 1 (gene BRWD3). Bases 166 to 4923 code for a protein of 1585 amino acids. Gene Ontology annotation, molecular function: protein binding. The transcript is spliced from 19 exons. The record is from RefSeq and is a predicted model, not a curated record. Lineage: Eukaryota; Metazoa; Arthropoda; Insecta; Coleoptera; Coccinellidae. Gene Ontology annotation, cellular component: nucleus. Gene Ontology annotation, biological process: regulation of transcription by RNA polymerase II; cytoskeleton organization; regulation of cell shape.